Messenger RNA from Amphiprion ocellaris (clown anemonefish), 8139 nucleotides. Its product is annotated as unconventional myosin-XVIIIa. Gene Ontology annotation, cellular component: myosin complex. Gene Ontology annotation, molecular function: protein binding; ATP binding; cytoskeletal motor activity. The coding region runs from base 376 to 7983 and encodes 2535 amino acids. Lineage: Eukaryota; Metazoa; Chordata; Actinopteri; Pomacentridae. The record is from RefSeq and is a predicted model, not a curated record. The transcript is spliced from 48 exons.
GCUGUGACCCCGCCCUCCACGUUGCCCACCCCAUCCCUAUCUCUCUGUCAGGGCUAGUGAGUGUGUGAUCCUAGCAGACCCAGGCCUUGCCCUGUCUUGGCCCUGACCGCACUGCUCCAGUGGUAGAAGAUUGGAAGGUUAACCAGGCCCAGAGAGAAGUGCUGCAUGGUCCCACUGCCCUGUUGGUGUAUGACCUGUUGUGUGCCGAAAACAAGUUCACAGUAUCCCACUGCUCGCCCAUAAAUUCCCAUUUCUCAUCGCUCGGCACAGUACAUCCUCCUGUCUUCGGCUCUCUCUUUGUUUUUUCUCUUCUCUCAUCAUUCCAUACACUUAUUCACGUCGUCCAGCUUAAUCCAUGACUUCUGGCCUAUCACCAUGGCGUACAAAUCACGCUUUUCUUUCUGGGAGCAAAAGGUUAAAGUUGAGAACAAGCCAGAUUCUGAUGUAGACAGUAGUCAGCCUCAGGCAGGAACUAAACUUGGGCUAGACACUGGAAGUGGUCCACAAUUACCUGCAUCAUCAGCGGAAGAGUCCAGCAGUAACAUUGCCAUGCCAGACACUCCAGGAGAGGAUCAGAGCUCUGGCGGUAAAAAGGUGGUGAGGAUUGUGAGAAGAGUUGUUCGACGUGUGGUUCCUGCUGGGACAGAAGAACAGAAUCCACCACCAGGAGCUGCUUCUGCAUCCGCUGCAGACGCUGUUCUCCAAAAACCCAGAGCCGCUGGGGGGGACAAAGAUGAUAUAUCCAUGGGAUUGACCAGUCUGAUGGGCAGAGGUAGAACCAAGGAACACCGGCCUCGCACCCGAACCCAGGACCGCAAAGAGGAGGAGCUGAAGCCGGAAGAGGAGAAAGGAAAGAUGGAGGAAGAGGAGGAGAAACCUAGUGUGGAAAAACCAGAGGAGGCCUCAUCUGGACCCACUACUGCUGCUCCAACCUCUGCACCAUCGAAGGCUAACCCCUUCACCGCGCCCGCCGGGUUCAUCCCUCCACCCAAAGCUGACCCUUUGGCCCCACCUGCCGGGUUCAUCCCUCCACCCAAACCCAACCCUUUGGCCCCACCUGCAGGGUUCAUCCCUCCACCCAAACCCAACCCUUUGGCCCCGCCUGCUGGUUUCAUCCCUCCACCCAAACCCAACCCUUUGGCCCCGCCUGCUGGUUUCAUCCCUGCACCCAAACAGAAUCUGUUGACUCCUCCACCUGGUUUCAUCCCUGCCAGAAAAACUAGCCCAGUGCCCCCAAAACAGAAUCCUCUAGCAAGACCUCCAGGUUUCGUCCCCGUCCAAAAGACAGAUUCCUUGGCUCCUCCUGCAGGGUUCAUCCCAAAGUCUCGUUCACUUGCUACAAAGAAACCGGAGGUUAAGGAGACAUCUUGCCCCCCUGUGGUCCCCAAUGGUAAACCAUCCCCUGGUGUACUGCCCCAUGCCCAGUCUGCACCGAAUGAACAGGUCCCAGAGCUGAUUCCCUCUGAGGAAGACUACAAGCGUGUGAAGAGGAUCUUCACUAUCGAUGGCAAUGAUCGUGCCAGAGGCCACAAACCCACUCAGUCCAAGGUAGCCGAGGACCCUGUGGCGUUCCUUCAGGCAGCGCAUUCAGCUGCGGCUAAGGGAAAGACUGAGGAGCAGAUAGCAGCAGAGAGAGCCUGGUAUAAUACAGAGAAAGUAUGGCUUGUUCACAAGGAUGGAUUUUCCUUGGCGACUCUCCUGAAGACAGAGACAGGCAGCCUGCCAGAGGGGAAGGUGAAAAUCCGCCUGGAGAGUGAUGGAUCUUUAUUGGAUGUGGACGAAGAUGAUGUGGAGAAGGCAAACCCUCCCUUGUUUGACCGACUGGAGGACCUGGCCUCGCUGCAGUAUCUGAAUGAGUCGAGCGUGAUGCACUCCCUGCGGCAGCGCUAUGGCAGUAACCUGGUGCACACCCACGCUGGGCCCAACAUGGUGGUCAUUAACCCCAUUAGCGCUCCCUCAAUGUAUUCUGAGAAGGUGAUGCAAAUGUUCAAGGGCUGCAGAAGGGAGGAUGCUGCCCCUCACAUUUACAGCAUGGCACAGGCUGCCUAUAGAAACCUUCUGACCACUCGCCAGGAUCAAUCCAUUGUCUUGCUGGGCAAGAGUGGAAGUGGCAAAACCACCAACUGCCAACACAUCAUCCAGUAUCUGAUAACCAUCGCUGGAAGCACCAACAAAACCUUCUCUACAGAGAAAUGGCAGGCUGUCUAUUCGGUUUUGGAGGCUUUUGGAAAUGCCUCCACCUGUAUGAAUGGGAAUGCUAGUCGCUUCUCGCAUAUUGUUUCACUGGACUUCGACCAGGCGGGCCUGGUGACCUCAGCUUCUAUCCAGACCAUGCUCCUAGAGAAGAUGAGGGUGACAAGAAGACCAGAGGGGGAGUCCACUUUUAAUGUCUUUUACUACCUGAUGGCUGGAGUAGAUAGCUCUCUUAGAACCGAGCUGCACCUCAAUCACUUUGCAGAAAACAAUGCAUUUGGAAUCACAGCACAGACUAAGACAGAGGAUAAGCAGCGGGCCUCGCAGCAGUUUUCCAAGCUGCAAGCAGCCAUGAAGGUUUUGGGAAUCAGUGCUGAUGAGCAAAGGGCCCUCUGGCUUGUCCUUGGGGCAAUCUACCAUCUUGGGGCUGCAGGAGCAACCAAGGCUGGCAGGAAACAAUUUGCACGUCAUGAGUGGGCCCAGAAGGCAGCGUACCUGCUGGGCUGCACCCUGGAGGAGCUCUCCUCCUCCAUCUUCAAGCACCAGGCCAAGGGCACCCUGCCCAGAGCCAGCGCCAUCCGCCAGGCUCCUGACGAAAAUGGUACAGCAGAUGCAGGAUCCAAAGCUACAGCCAUGGAGUGUUUAGAGGCUAUGGCAUCUGGGCUUUACUCUGAAAUCUUCACUAUCCUCAUUUCUCUAAUAAACCGGGCCUUGAAAUCCAGCCAGCACUCCCUGUGCUCGCUGCUCAUAGUGGACACACCAGGCUUUCAAAACCCCAGGCUGGCGAAGCGCGAGUGCGCCGCGACCUUUGAGGACCUUUGCCACAACUACACUCAAGAACGUCUGCAGACUCUCUUCUACCAGCGUACCUUUGUUCAGGAGUUGGAGAGAUAUAAAGAGGAGAACAUCGAGCUUUCUUUAGACGACACAGAACCGAGCACAUCUCUGUCUGUAGCAGUGGUUGACCAGGCCUCAAGCCAAGCACUGGUCCGGACAGUUCGAACGGAUGAGGCCCGAGGCCUGCUGUGGCUGAUGGAAGAGGAGGCGCUACAGCCUGCAGGAUCAGAGGAAACACUGUUGGGACGUCUCUUUAGCUACUAUGGACCCGCUGAGGGCGAGAGUAAAGGUCACACUUUCCUGUUAAAGAGUGAAAAAGAGAAUCAUUUCCUGCUUGGUCACGGCCAUGGGACUGACUGGGUGGAAUACGAUGUCCGUGGGUGGCUGAACUAUGCCAAGCAGAAUCCUGCCUCCAGCAACGCUGCGAGCCUCCUGCAGGACUCCCAGAAGAAGAUCAUCAGCUCACUGUUCAUGAGCCGAGCAGGUGGAGCCACUGUUUUGUCAGGUUCCAUUGCAGGCCUUGAAGGUGUUUCCCAGCUGUCUUUGCGGCGAGCUACUAGUAUGAGAAAGACUUUCACCACAGGGGUGGCUGCUAUCAAGAAGAAGUCCUUGUGCAUCCAGAUAAAGCUUCAAGUGGAUGCUCUCCUCGACAUGGUGCGGAGAUCCAGGAUUCAAUUUGUUCACUGCAUACUGCCCAAGGCGGAUGCCCUGAAGGCUCUGAGUGGAUCCCUGUUCAAAGGAGGGGAAUGUGAGGCUCAAGGGGAGAGUGGAGAUCCUGGCUUAAUGCAGCUAGAUGUAGCACUGCUCCGUGCCCAGAUACGUGGAUCCAAGCUGCUCGAUGCUCUACGGAUCUACAGGCAAGGUUAUCCUGAUCACAUGGUGUUCUCUGAGUUUCGGCGGCGCUUCGAUGUACUGGCACCGCACCUCACCAAGAAGCACGGGAGGAAUUACAUCGUGAAGGACGAGCAGAGAGCUGUGGAAGAGCUAUUGGACUCCCUGGAUUUGGAGAAAAGUAGCUACCACAUGGGUUUGAGCAGGUUGUUCUUCAGAGCUGGCACCUUGGCUAAGCUGGAGGAGCAGAGGGAUGAGCAGACCAAGCGUAAUUUAACCCUGUUCCAAGCUGCCUGUAGGGGUUACCUGGCUCGACAAGCCUUCAAGAAGAGAAAGAUUCAGGAUCUGGCAAUCCGGUGCAUCCAGAAAAACAUUAAGAAGAACCGUGGUGUGAAGGACUGGCCAUGGUGGAAGGUCUUCACCACAGUGCAGCCCCUCAUUAAAGUCCAGCUGACGGAGGAUCAAAUGCGAAGCAAAGACGAGGAGAUACAACUGCAGAAAGUGAAGCUCGAGAGGGUGGAGAAAGAGCGAAAUGAGCUGAGACUGAACACGGAUCGAUUGGAGAGCAAGAUUGCUGAGUUGUUGGCAGAACUUGCUGAUGAGAGAAGCACUAGUGAGUCAGCAUCCCAGUUGCUGGAAACUGAGACCUCAGAGAGACUGCGCCUGGAGAAGGACAUGAAGGAUCUACAGGUAAAGUUUGACACCAUGAAGAAGCAAUUAGAAUCACAGGAGAUGGAGGUGAUGGAAGCACGGCUUAUGAAAUCAUCAGAGCUGAACGGGGAGAUGGACGAUGAUGAAGAUGCUGGAGGCGAGUGGCGGAUAAAAUACAAUCGAGCCAUUCGCGAAAUGGACUUCACCAAAAAGAAACUUCAGCAGGAGUUUGAUGACAAGCUUGAGACAGAGCAGCAGAGCAAAAGACAACUUGAGAGAAAGCUGACUGAUUUGCAGACAGAUAAUGAGGAUGUGCAGCGCUCUGUGCAGCAGCUGAAGAAGAAGUGCCAGAAACUGACUGCCGAGCUGCAGGACACCAAGCUUCAUCUGGAGGGCCUACAGAGCCGCAACCAUGAUCUGGAGAAGAAACAGAGAAAGUUUGACCUGGAGCAGAACCAGGCUCAGGCUGAGGUACAAAGGGAGAGGAGCCAGAGGGAGAAGCUGGCUCGAGAGAAAGACAUAAUGACUGGUGAGAUGUUUAACCUCCGCCAGCAGCUGCAGGACAAGGACACCGAAUUGUGCGCCGUAAAUGUAAAGGUGCAGCAGCUGGAGGCAGAGCUGCAGGAUCUGUCGUCCCAGGAGUCCAAGGACGAGGCCUCGCUGGCCAAGGUCAAGAAGCAGCUUCGUGACCUCGAAGCCAAGGUGAAAGACCAGGAGGAGGAGCUGGACGAACAGGCUGGAACCAUCCAAAUGCUGGAGCAGGCCAAACUGCGCCUUGAGAUGGAGAUGGAGAGGCAGAGGCAGACCCACUCUAAAGAAAUUGAGAGCAAGGAUGAAGAGGUAGAAGAGAUCAGGCGGUCCUGCAGUAAGAAGCUGAAGCAGAUGGAGGUACAGCUGGAGGAGGAGUACGAAGACAAGCAGAAAGUGUUGCGUGAGAGAAGAGAUCUGGAGUCCAAACUGCUGAAUGCCCAGGACCAGGUGAGCCAGAGGGAUGUGGAGACAGAGAAGAGGCUGAAGAAAGACUUGAAGAGAACCAAAGUCCUCCUGGCUGAUGCACAGAUUAUGCUGGACCACCUGAAGAGUAAUGCCCCGAGCAAAAGGGAGAUCGCUCAGCUCAAAAAUCAACUGGAGGAGUCAGAGUUCACCUGUGCAGCAGCAGUGAAGGCUCGAAAGGGCAUGGAGAUUGAAAUAGAGGACUUGCAUAUCCAAAUGGAGGAUGUGGCCAAAACAAAGAUGUCGUUGGACGAGCAAGUCGGCCGGCUGCAGAGAGAGAAGAACGACCUGCAAUCACGCAUGGAGGAGGAUCAGGAGGAUCUGAAUGAGCUGAUGAAGAAACACAAGGCUGCUGUUGCCCAGUCUGCCAGGGACUUGAGCCAGAUCAGUGACCUGCAGGCCCAGCUGGAAGAAGCCACAAAAGAGAAGCAGGAGAUCCAAGAAAAGCUUCAUUCGCUGCAGAGCCAGCUAGAGUUCCAGGAACAGUCCAUGGUGGAGAAGUCGCUUGUGAGCCGUCAGGAGGCCAAGAUCCGUGAGCUGGAAACCAAGCUGGAGUAUGAGAGGACGCAGAUCAAGCGCUUGGAGAGUCUGGUGGGUCGUCUGAAGGAGAACCUUGAAAAGAUGACAGAAGAGAGAAACCAACGCAUCGCUGCAGAAAACAGGGAGAAAGACCAGAAUAAGCGCAUGCAGAGGCAAAUGAGGGACAUAAAGGAAGAAAUGGCAGAACUGUCCAAGAAGGAGGGUGAGGCGAGCCGCAAGAAGCACGAGCUGGAAAUGGACAUCGAGAGCUUAGAGGCGGCAAAUCAGAGCUUACAAGUGGACCUCAAGCUAGCCUUCAAGAGGAUAGGGGACCUGCAGGCUGCCAUUGAGGAUGAGAUGGAGAGUGAUGACAAUGACGACUUAAUCAACAGUUUGCAAGACAUGGUGACAAAAUAUCAGAAAAGAAAGAACAAAACUGGGGACGACACAGAAACAGAUUCGGAGGUGGAGGACCGUGUGGAUGGAGUUAAGUCUUGGCUCUCGAAGAAUAAAGGCUCCACCAAGACUCUGUCAGAUGAGGGAAGUCUAAAGAGCACCAGAUAUGCAGCAAAUGCCGAUGCCAAGGAGAUGAAAGAAGGUAAGGAGAAGAUGAAUGACAGCAGUAAAGAUGGGAAAGAAGUAGAGCAGAGCAGAUCAGUGUCUGUCAUGAGUUCCUUAAGCUACCGGAAACGCUCCAACCUGAAAGACUCCAUUGGGGGAACAGGCGAUGAGAGCUCCCUGUUCAGCACUCUCAAAGAGCAGCCUGACACUCCAGAUCACUCCUCCAUUCGCAAAGCCAAGUCAAAGUCUGGAGAGCUCCAGGAUGAUUGGAAGAAGGCACAGGAGGACUUAGAUGACAAAGGCUCUGUUAUCUCCAUGGCCUAUUCUGAAGCCACGAGCAGAGCCAGGAAGGGCUUAGACUCCCGUUGGACUUCCCGCAGCAGCCCUGAGUUUGACAAGGAGUCCAUGGUGUCCUCUGUGGCUCCCAGCAGGAUGUCCACCAGGAGAGCAAUGGUGGACAUGGAUGAUGACAAUAAGUCGACUAUCAGCAGCGUGAGCCGCUCCAGCCCUCGAUCGCUACAUCGCAGCAGCUCGUGGAAGGAUGACCGACGCAGCAGCUCUCGCUUGUCUCUUGCUCGCAGCUGUGGCCUCAGUGAAUUUGGUCUACAUGUAGAUGAUGACGAUGAUGAUGAUGCCCGAAGUGUGGCUUUUAGUGAAGGGGGGACCUCAGCUUACAGUCCACGCUCCCUCAGUCGCAGCUUUUCUAAUCCGGCUCAGCCACGCUCCUCAGACAGCGCUCUGCCAGACUCAUCGGACAUCAAAACAGUCAGCCACCGAAACUACCUGGACCCGGAUUUGGAGGCUGCAAUUAAUGAGGUGCUGAGCUUCAAACCCAUAAAGUUCAAGCGCAGCAAACUUGAUGAGUCCAGUGAUGAUGAAGACAGUGAGAAGAAGGGGCCUGGAAGUGAGGACAGUAGAAAGAAGGGCGACGAUGAGGGAUUAGGUACAUCUAGCCUGCUUCGCUCCUCCUCAAGCUCGGCUCUGGACUACGGCAAUCGACCAUCCAGCACCCUGAGCACCAGCAGCUCCCGCAGUCGUAAAGAUAAAAAAAGCAAAGCCCCAUCAUCGGACUCCUCCUCCUCUUCCUCCUCUUCCUCCUCAGAUGAUCGCCACAGCAGAAAGAGCUCGAAGGGGAAAAAGAGCAAGAAGUCCAAGAAGAAAUCUAAGAAGAAACAAAGCGAAUCAGAAGAUUCGUCUUCCUCUUCUGAAUCUUCCUCCUCCUCCAACUCCACCAUCUCAUACCGCAGCUCCAGCAGUGUUAAAAGAGGCCCGAAAAAAACAUCUGAGGAUGAGAAGGAGCUUGCAGGUCGUGGACGUUCUGGCAAGAAGGACACGAAGAAGAAACAGAAGAUGGAUAACCUGGUGAUGAAGUACCUCUACAAGCCUGACAGUGACUGAUUCCAACAGAAGAAGCCCUCCUGUGUACCGGAGACACCUGAGUCUUGGCAGAUCUGAUGAAGAGGAUGAGGUGGACAGAGACUCCAGCAGGCAGCCGCUGAGGCAGAGCGAUGGCGAAGGCUUAGCGGCAGAGAGCUCGUCGUAACACACAGCCAG